CCUGGCGGCUUUACGUGUUGGUCUCAGCCUCCUCUUUUUUCUUCGGUCAUCGCGAUCUCUCGUUGUUUAUUCAACCUUUUUUUUUUUUUUUUUUGCUGCCUUUGAAGAACCAUUGCUAUUCGGACGGUUCCUGGUAUAUCUUGACAACUCAUCACCUCCGUCUCACCCCCCGCUUGUUCCGUCUCGAUCACCGGCGCUUAGGGCACUCGUUUCGUCAGUUACGUCCUUCGAGUUCGCCGUCUCUUAUCCUCCGCAUCGGUAUUUGCCAUCGGCUAGCUACUGGAGUGUGCAUACCAGAUCGAUCCGCCCCGUUUCUUGUCACCGCAUGGUGCAUUCUUCGGAGGUGGGGAUCGCAUAGAUCUCCUUCAGAUUUCAACAUUCCAGUUAUCAAGAUCGCGUGUCUGUGCUAGGGAAAGCCACAAUUGAUAAAAGGGCAAUAUGUCGCCUAACCCGGAGAUGUCUGCUCCCGGGAGCAGUACAUACUCCUCGAAUACUUUACACGUUGGUGAUGGAACAUGGGACUCGGGUCGGGAUACGUUUCUUCUUCCCAAUUUAAUGGGUCUGAAUUUUGAAACCAUGCAGUAUAAUGGCAUGGGAAAUCGAUUCCGUGAUAUGCCUAAUUACCGUACGAUGAUAUGCGCCCAUGGUGUUCUUGCGACGAUCGCCUUUCUCGGCCUCGUUCCCGCAUCCGUUUUGAUAAUACGAUACUAUUCGCGAUGGAACCCAUACUGGGCUUUUAAAUUGCAUGUGUGGUGUCAAGUGUUGACUUUGUUCAUGAGUACCAUUGUGUUUGUGCUCGGCUGGUUUGCCGUCGGACCUGAACGGAGCUUGUCGAAUCCUCACCAUGGCAUUGGAUUGGCAAUUUACGUGCUUGUCAUCUUCCAGGUUAUGUGGGGUUAUCUGGUGCAUAGAAUCGAGAGAAACAAGAAGAGAUAUCAUGUUCCCUUUAAGCUGGUUAUCCAUCGUUGGGUUGGCCGUAUUCUUGCUAUCCUGGGUAUCGUCCAAAUACCAUUGGGUCUCACCUUAUACGGUUCGCCGAAAGUGUUCUUCAUCUUGUUCGCAAUCGCAGUCUUCACGCUUUUCGUCGCAUUCUUUGUGUUGUCCUACCUAUACGAUACCGAAGGUUAUCCAAUGACAAGCGAAUACGAUAGUCGAGCAAGCUAUGUCUCCGGACCUUCGGCCUCUGAGGAACACCACCACGGCGGCAACAUUGGUCGAAUGGCAGCAUUAGGAGCAGCAGGCGCUGGUCUUGCUCAGUUGUUCCGGAGACGCUCACAGCAUCAAGACAGACUGCACGAUUAUGAUGACUCCCAUACAUCGUAUAUGGACGAGAAAUACUCUGAUGAAGAAUCGCGCCGUGGUGAUGGUGGCGGCGGCUGGGGCAAGAAGCUACUCGAGCUAGGCGCUAUUGGGGGUGCCGGCUUCCUCGCCAAAAAGCUCUUUGACAGGAGACGCAGUCGUGGUGACGACGACACCGAGUCGGGAACAUAUAGUCGAGCGCACACUCGAAGUGAUAGCAUGACCGAGGAAACGAUGAGCAGAAUGGAAGAUGGCCGACGACCAGAACCAACUCAUCGAACGCCUCUCUAUCGACCACCAAGCAGACCCCCGAGUCGACCACAGAGCCCUGGCUCAUCCUACUACAACAGUACCUAUCUGACCGAUCACGACCAGGACCGUCCAAACACAGGCCGUAAUGCUUUAUUCGGAGCCGGAGCCCUAGGAGCACUCAAGAACCUCUUUGGCGGCCGCAAGAACAAUGACCAACGCCGUCUUGAAGAAAUGCGCCGACAAGAAAUGGAAGAAGACAGACUCGCGCGAGCAAACAGCAACCGACGCCGCUACACUGAUCCCCAACACAGAAGAGACGGCUCCUACACCGCAACCGACGUCACGUCCGAUGUAACAAGACCGCCGCACGAGGAAUCUUUAAUCUCAGGACGCCCUCCUCGCCGCAACACAUACGACGGCCAACACUCCGAUCUCCCGCCCGCACCACCAAGCCACCACCACGACAUGCCCUCCGAAACAACCGGCUACGACUCCGAGCCCGGCGCCGCCCCAAUCCCUAUCCCAGGCCGCCGCCGCCGCCGCCGCAGCAACAGCAACAGUAACAGCCGACACCGCGACGACCACUCCUCCCCCCCAGUCUCCGUGGAAUUGAAAAUCCCCAGCGAUGGCCGCCACGUCACCCUCCGGCGCCUCACCGAAGAAGAAGCCGCGGCAAAUCGCGAAUCCCGCCGCAAAGAACGGCGCACCUCCCGGCGCCGCAACCAAAGCGCAAGCUCCCUCUCCGGCAACGAAGGCGGCUCCAACAACACUUGGCGCCGCGUCGAGGAAAUCGAACGUCAACAACAAGAAGAAAUGGAGCGACAACAAGCUGCUGCAAGGGCAGCCGCUGAAAACACACACUCAAUCGCUCCGAGCACGAGUAUCCCGCCUUCUUCGUAUGCGCCGCAUCCUUCUCGGAUGAGUGGUAUGGCGCCUCCGCCGCCGCCGCCGAUGCAUCAGUCUCAUCCUCCUUCGACGCUGCCGUAUGGGUCGGGGAGUUAUGCGUCGCCGGGUCCAGGGACGUUUACGGGGACGGAGGCUAGUGGGGAUUAUGCGAAUAAUCGCCGGCGGAGACGGGCUGAAAGGGCUAGGAGACAGAAUAGUGUGGACUUUACUUGAUUGGAAGUAACAAGUAUCUCUUUUCGCUUUCCAGGUUGGUGCUUUUGUUUCUGAAUCUUACCCGAGUUUCCUUGUUAUGGAAUGACCAUGCGGCACUUGUUCUUCAUGAUGGACUGAACUUGAACAUAUGGGAUGAUGAUGAUUUCUUUUUGUUUUUCCUUUGUUAACUGGCGUGUUUUCCUUAUGACCUCGAACGUUCAUGUCUCG
Aspergillus ruber CBS 135680 is the source of this 2877-nucleotide messenger RNA. RefSeq lists its product as uncharacterized. Bases 439 to 2670 code for a protein of 743 amino acids. The record is from RefSeq and is a predicted model, not a curated record. The transcript is spliced from 3 exons. NCBI's taxonomy places the organism in Eukaryota, Fungi, Ascomycota, Eurotiomycetes, Eurotiales, Aspergillaceae.